Molecule: messenger RNA, 4361 nt
Organism: Paramuricea clavata
Lineage: Eukaryota; Metazoa; Cnidaria; Anthozoa; Malacalcyonacea; Plexauridae
Source: the annotation of a GenBank genome assembly
UAUUUUUUCAGAGACCUCUAUGGGUUUUGAUAUGAAAGCUCAAUUCGGGAGUAACCCGGAAUAUACUAAAGCCGUAUUCAGGUAUUGUGCGAUGUACUUUUUGCACAUUUAAAUCAUUUUAAUAGAUACAUGAAAAAAAAUACUCAAUUCUGAUUGGCUGUAAGAGUAACGCAAUUUUUAUUAAAACUUUCUUUUUCAUGGCAGUUAAAAAUUAAAUUGUUGCUUGAAGUUACUAUGUACUUCGCAUUGACUGUGGAUUUGCUUCUGCGUUACUUCCUGUAUAUUAUUAAUAAGUAAUAGACAAGUGUGGAAAAGUCAUCGUCUUUGAUCGUCUUUGAAAAUUCACUCAUGCAUAUUUUCCAAAUGGCUCUGCAAACCAUACUAUUACAUAAUACAGUAUACUAAUAUACAUUUUACGAAAUAGAUUUUCCUAAGAAAAUAGCGCAUAAUAAUUCGCAAAAUAUCGUAUUCAUAGUGCAUGAGCAUUAUCUCGCAAGAUAUGAAACACUUGCUUGUUUUCUCUACAAUGUUUCCACUUAUCAUCUUAAUGUUAGAUUUGUUUUCAUACUAUCAUCAUAUACCCUUUAACUUCUCUUCCAUUGUUUUGUCGCUAUAGCAUGUGCGAACUUAUUCAAGAACGUCAAAAAUGUCCAUGGCUAUGGCCAGAUACAAUUUUUAACAUGACGUCUUCGGGAAGAAAGCACAAAAAAGCUCUGGAUAUUCUCCAUGGUUUUACAAACAAGGUACGUUUUAGGAAGAAAGAUUUUGAAAUCCUUUGUCACAAAAUAUAAUGCUAAUAUAUGGCAUGCAAUAGUUAUUGCGAAGACAAGUUAUACAUUAGUAAUGCACAAAAUAUUUAAUUUAAACAAUUUCAUGCAAUAAAAUUAUAUGAAUAUUUAUUUAUCUAUUUUAAUUAAACUUCACUUAAUGAUGCUAUCCCCUUGACUAAAAGCUGGUUUCAAUGGGCGGACUAAAAGCUGGUUUCAAGGGGAGGGCGUCCGGUCUAAAGUUGGGAGGGGAGGGCGAAGUCUAAAGUUUAUCAAUAAUCGCGGGCGCGUGACUAUUGGUCAUGGGUGAGUGCAUGGACCUCACUGAUCUCAGAAAUAUAGCUGUUUGCCAGAAGUGGGAUAAGAAAGAUUUCAAAUUUCAAAAACUUAUAUUUGGACAAUCACGUUUGCACACAAUGGGCUUUGACGCAAUUUUUGUUUGAAGAAAUGAGAAGAAUUGAUUUAGUAUGGGAAAUCGUGAGACAUCGGGGUUUUGCUUUGAAUGUUUAUGAAUUUUGUUGAGCACUUUGAUUUCCUGCGUAAAACAUUCAGCUUUCCUUUUCUUUUUCAAUGAAGCUGUAAGUUCCCUAAAUUACCCUGUUUAAUUUUUAAAAAAAGUAAAACAAUUUGAACUUAUUUUGUUUAAAUUGUUUUAUUAAACAGCUUAUCGGAAAAAGCAGUUUAGUUAUAGUGAACAUUUCAAAACAUUUUACGCAGCAUUUCAGAUGGAAUUUUCGAUCAAAGGGCAAAUUAACAUAUACCUACAGUACAUAUUUCAGAAAUUCAUUGUUGUAUAGUUAAAAGUAGUAGUCUUUUUAAACGAUUUUUCCGUUUUGUACAAGAAAUAUUAAAAAAAUGAAAUUUAAAAAUACCGUGUUUUCAUGGCAACACACAACGCCACAACGCGAGCCUGCGUUCAGUGUUGGCCAAUUAUGAAUACUUCAUGUUAAAUCAGUGUUUUGAAAAUAUAUAGGCGAUCGGAUUAUACUGCAUGCAUGCAUUUCUAGUUUAAGUGAUAAAUAUAAGGUUGCGGUGUGACGCAUUUUUAAAGACAUAAUUCGAUGGAGGCUGCAACAUCAGCCGGAAGUACAGUACAUUUCAUUACUUAACUCUGUAUUUGAACGGGGUUUUUUUAGAAAUUCUCUUUUCGGCAUUGGGAGUCAAAUAUUUAUCCCCGAGCCGGCGGCGCGAAGCGCCGUGCGAGGGUACUAAUUCCGCACGGGUAAUUAUACCCGGGUAUGUGAAAACAUAGCGGAGUGCAAAGUUGUCCUCCAUUUUGUUUAUGUCAUGGACGGUUUUCGACGUUAUGCGCGUGCGCGAGUACAAAUUCUGUCGACUCGAAGUAAUUGUUUUUCAUUUUGAAAGGACGUAUUUUGCUGUUUUACAGCAAUUUUUUGCUUUAAAUUUUGUUAAAACGUUUAUAAAAGUACAACACGACUUUUUCUCGAUUUUAACUGAUAAUAAUUGUUUUGAUGUUUUGAUGUUGAUGUCUUUGAUAAUUUAAUCGUUGUUGUGCCGGUUGUAAACAUUUCAGUAGUAAAAUUCCAUGCCAUACUUGCUUUGUGUUGUCGGUUUUAUUCAUAUCUGCGAAAUUUUUAAGCCAUUCUUAACUCGAUAAUUCACUUUUAAUAAUGCAAUCUGGUACGCAUGAAAUUGCAGUGAAUGUUAUCGUUCAUUAAUAUAAAGCUAGCGCAUCAGUUGUGUUUUUAUGUUUGUUUAUAAUGGUCUUAAUACUUUAUUUGCAGUUUUUAUACUUCAUCUGUUAAGAAAGGCGAGGGGUUGCUGCAUGCAUGUAUUUUCUAGUUUUGUUAUUUCUGAGAUGAUAUGCGCUGUUUGCAUACUCGAAGCAAAAAUUUGUUUCAAAUUGGGAGCGGUGUGGUUAUUAAUGAUUUUAUAAAGAAAGAUACAGAUUUGUGCAGGUCACGUUUUACAUUAAGAGAUUUCCAAGGUCCUCCGCAGAUCUGAUUUCACAAUUGGCUCCAGCUAUUAUUCUUGCUGCACGGUUCUGGAAACUCUGGAACAUAGUCAAAAUAAGAUUGAAUUAGAGCUCUCUAUACAGUUUGCAAGGCUAAUAUAUUUAUAGCAGAUCAAUAAUUGUCAUUCAGAAACGUAAGUAAUUCAACACACUUAUUAUACCGAGAUGUUAAUCCAAACAUUGUAUUUUUAUUGAAGGUAAUCAAUGACCGUAUUGAACAACGGAAAGAGCAUCAAGACACAAACGAAGAUGCUUCAGAUGUCACGGCGAUAUAUUCAUCCAGUAAUCGUCGUAUCCGAGCAUUCUUAGAUCUCUUGCUGGGAGAAUAUGAUCAAGGAAAUAUAACGAAGGAAGGAGUGAGGGAGGAGGUCGAUACUUUCAUGUUUGAGGUAGGAACUUCAAUUUUCAUGAAAUGAUCCACUUUCUCUUGACUUAGUAAAAUAAAGAUUACAUUCCAACCGCUCACUGUUUACAAUUAUAACCUUUAAGGUUUAUACUUGCAAUUUUUGCUGCAAUUUUAGGUGCGAUUUUCCUCUCCUGAUGUAUGUGAACGAGUAGAUGAGUUAUGAAUGUUCACAUGUGGUCCAAUUAUAUUACUCAGAACAUUGCUAACUUAUUUACUCGUUCACAUCCAUCAGAAGAAGAUAAUCAGACUAGAAAUCGCUGCAUUUUAAACCUACAGUUUUAUCUUCCUAGCACCCUUUAUCUCGUAACGACUUACAUCCAAUGCAGAAAAAUGGAUUUUACAUUAAAUCGAAGCUUAUUCAAUACUAAAUAACUACGAUAAAACGACAUUAUUGAUAUUGACAAUCAAAAAAUGAUUGUGUGUAGUUUGUCAUUUGGUAAGAAAAUGUGUGAUUUUCAUAUUACUGUGGCAACCACAAUGUUUGCAGCUGAUGAAAUACUGCAUGUUGAAACAAUUAUGCGCGUCAAAGCGAUAAAAGAGGGCGACGCAUUGCUGCAUGCAUGUAAUUCUACAGUGGUUAUACCUCAAUACCUGAGUUUAUUCUAUUAAGUCCCAGAAAGUCGCAAAUACUGUAUCACAGCACAAAUUUACACUUCCAGGGUCACGAUACAACAGCAGCAUCAUUGCAAUGGGUUAUCCAUCUUGUUGGCCACCACCCUGACGUUCAAUCUCGGUUACAAAAGGAAGUGGACAGUUUUUUUGGUAAGUAAAGUUGAAGGUCAAAUCAAAUUGGAAACCUAUUCAAAAUUAGCUUUGUGUCAUCAGAUGCGAUCACAUGUAAUUUGAUUUUGUCCUCGUGUCGAUUUGUUAGUGUUUUAAUACUAACUUAUGUUACCCCACCGAAAAGUACAAACAAGAAAGCUUUAAUUAUAUCCUAAAAUGAAAAUAAGACAGGCCGAUGUUAGUCAACGGCAACUGACCAGAUUUUGAUUCAAUUAUACGAAUAUGGAUGAGCAAUGAUUCGAGGGCAUUGUGUAAGCAAUGAAAUAUCUGAUUAAUACAGACUGAAAUAUCUGAAUAAGAUAGUACUAUUCUUAAAAGACUAUCGUUUUUAACAGAAUCUAUACCGGUCGAUGGAAAUAUAAAGCCAGAUCAACUCAAGGAUUUAAAUUUUCUCGAAUGUGUGGUGAAGGUAUGUUUCAUUCCUAUAUAA